Messenger RNA from Diversispora eburnea, 2880 nucleotides. NCBI's taxonomy places the organism in Eukaryota, Fungi, Glomeromycota, Glomeromycetes, Diversisporales, Diversisporaceae. The record is from the annotation of a GenBank genome assembly.
AUGAAUCUUUUAUUAACGAUUAAUAAAAAAUCUAGCAAAUUGUUUGGAAUUUCUAGCAAUUCCAAUAAAAAUGGUAGCUUACGAGCGUGUCAGUACGAGAAGAUUAAGUACACACGCUUUAUUGAGACUAGAACAAAAAUUACUUUAGCUUGUCAAAAAAUUUCCAUAAAUUCAACCAAAAUAGGUUCACAACUCUUUUUAAAGCGACAUUCGCCUUUAAUAAUAUCGCGUUCGAAAUCAAACCUCUCUUUAUCCUUGGACAAAUUACCAAAAGUUGCUAAGAAUCCUUCUUCUUUUGAUAAUCUCAAAAGAGGGCCGGAAUGGGAGAGUACACUUGGUAGAAUUGUCAGAGAAACACAAGCAACUUAUCACCAUUGUGUAGUUCUCACACGUGUUGGACAAUUUUGGGAGAUAUAUUUCGAACAAGCGACCGAAAUCGCGCCCCUUUUAGAUAUAAAGUUAACAAGGAGAAAAUUUGGUCAUGAAUAUUUUCCAUUUGCAGGAUUUCCGAUACUUCAUUUAGAUAGACAUUUAGCCAAAUUAAUUAAUGAACAUGGUCGAGCAGUUGCUUUAUGUGAUGAAUUUCCAAAUAAUAACCAAAAUGAAGAAAAAGUUAAAUUCAAACGUCGUGUAAACCGUAUUAUCACCCCUGGAACUUUAAUUGAUGAGAGUUUUUUACAACAAGACCAAAAUAAUUUCUUGCUUUCAAUAUCACUAGGAGAAAAUCAUAAGGAAACUGGAUUAUCGUGGAUUGAUAUUACUACUGGACAAUUUUAUAUGCAAAAAUCUAAUUUGGAAUCUCUUUCUAAUGAUAUAUCACGUAUAAUACCUAGUGAGAUUUUAAUAAGCGAUACAUUACGAGAUUUAAAAGAUCAUCACAUUUGGCAACAUGUUGAUCGUGGAAUGAAUAAUGUAACUUUCGAGUCAUUAAAUUCUUUUGAUGCUAGUCGAAUCCAUACUUUGAUACCAAAACAAGAAACAGAAAGAGAUAUCCAAAAGACCUUUUCAUUGAUAGAAUUGAAGGCUAGUGGAGGUUUAUUAAAUUAUAUUAAAAAAAAUUUGAUUGGUCGUUUCCCAAAGAUUCAAUUUCCAAUUAGGAUACACUCCAAGGAUACGAUGAUUAUUGAUGCAACAGCUUUACGUUCUUUGGAAAUUACAACAUCGAUGCAAGACUUUACAAAAAAAGGAAGCUUGAUGCAUGCAAUACAGCGUACAAAGACAGCUUCAGGAACGCGUACAUUGGAUAACUGGUUGCGUUUCCCUAGUACGUCGAUUAAUGUAAUUAAUUAUCGUCUAAAUCUCGUCGAAUAUUUUUAUAACAACUCACAUCUCACUAAUGAUAUUCGUGAGUUAUUGAGUGAAUGUGAUGAUGCUCAAAGAACGUCACAAAAAGUUACAUUUGAUCAAUACAGUCCUGACGAUUUUUUGAAAUUAAAGCGUACCUUGGAGAAGAUGUUAUUAAUAAAGAAUAGGAUACGUGUGGAACUUAAUAUUACUCCUAAUGAUAGUCUGGAGUCAAUCUUGACUCGUUUUAAACCCCAACAAGAUCUUAUAAACUCAAUUACAAAAGCUGUUGACGAAGAAUCUUUAAACAGAGCUAAAGAGAAACAAUUAUCUGAUGAAGUUAUUGAAGAUGGAGAAAAAUUAUUGAAUCCGAUAAAAAAUGAUUUUAAGAAAGAAACAAUAAUUUAUGGUAAUAGGAAGACGAGGCAAUUUCACAAAUAUAAGAAAGCCGAACCGACUGUUAAAGAUAAAGAAGCGGAAUUACAGAUGUUGAUAAAAAGUGAUAAUUGGGUCAUUAAUAAAGAUUUUUCACCACAACUUAUAAAACUUUACAAACAACUUGAAGAUAAAUAUCGAGAUAUGAUUAAUCUUCAAAUUUCUUGGCAAUAUAUAUUAAAUGGACCAUCAUUAGAACUUCGAUCUCAUUCAAGUUAUGGAUUCAUUGUAAUUAUUCGAAAAAGUCGUAAUGUUAAUGUUGAGGGUCUUCUGAAGGCGAUUCCUAUAACCACGAUUGGAAAUAAGAAAUUAUAUAUUAUUAAGCAAUGGUCAGAGUUAGGAGGUGAAAUUGAAAAUAUUAAGACAAAAAUACGAGAAGAAGAAAAUAAUGUAUUUCAAAUAAUACGACGCAAGAUCGAAGAAGAAUGGCAUGUAACAAUUGGUAAUUCCAAUGUAAUCGAUGAUUAUUCACAUAAAAUUAUAGGAGGUCGGCAUCCAAUAGUUGAAUCAUCACUUCAAAAAAAGGGACACCAAUUUGUUAAGAAUGAUUGUUUCGUUGGAGAUAAAGAACGACUUUUAUUGAUUACAGGACCAAAUAUGGGAGGAAAGAGUACAUACCUUCGUCAGAAUGCAGUUAUUUCUAUUCUUGCACAAAUAGGAUCGUUUGUGCCAGCCGAUUACGCAGAAAUUGGUAUAGUCGAUCAAAUUUUGAGUCGAAAUGCAACUCAAAGAUCAUUUGUUAUUAUGGAUGAAAUUGGUCGAGGCACAACAACUUUAGAUGGAAUUGCCAUUUCAUUUGCAACAUUAUUUCGAUUGCAUUACGUUAAUCGUUGUAGAACUUUAUUUGCAACUCAUUUUCAUGAAAUACCAACUUUAAUUAAGAAUUUUGAAAAUGCAGUUUGUUAUUGUACUGAUAUUCAAGAGAAUAUGGAUGGAAGCUUUUAUUAUCUUCAUCAAUUGAAAGGUGGUGUAAAUCGGAAUUCUGCAGCAUUAAAAGCUGCCCAACUUGCUGUUUUAUUAGUAGCCAAGAAUACUUUAGACUAUCUAAAGAAACAUUCUAAUCCAAUAAGUUUGGAUACAGAUUUCCAAAAUGAGAUUGAGAAUAACACUUAUAUUGAUUUAAUGCGUAAUGAAUUUGAAAAUUAUAAACAAAUUGAAUAA